Molecule: messenger RNA, 921 nt
Organism: Dufourea novaeangliae
Lineage: Eukaryota; Metazoa; Arthropoda; Insecta; Hymenoptera; Halictidae
Gene: slf
Exons: 4
Coding region: 96-794 (232 amino acids)
Source: RefSeq, a predicted model, not a curated record
UCACGUUCCUUUCGCUGUCGUACAUUCUUCCUUCGAACCACACACGUUUCGGGAGUUAUAACAAAAAAAAAAACACAGAAAACAAGUGAGACAAGAUGAUGUUGGUGCCACUGGCCGUGGUGCUGAUCGCGGCGCUCGUCGUCGCUGAGCCCGCCAUAAACGAAAUUCGGCCCCAGAGCAACAGACCAGGAAGAUUCCUCUCCCUCCCCGUGCCGCAGAAGUGUGCAAACCGGCCGAAGGAAUUCAACUUCAGAGGCCACAACUACUUCUACAGCGGCCAUAUUCCCGCCCACGCCAACCAGAGGGUGGAUUGGUUAGACGCCAGGAAUAUCUGCAGGGAAUACUGCAUGGACCUCGUGUCGAUAGAAACUCAGGAUGAAAACAACUUAGUUUUCAGACUCAUUCAACAGAAUGAUGUUCCUUACAUUUGGACAUCCGGACGUGUCUGUGACUUCAAGGGUUGCGAAAACCGUCGUGACCUCGAGCCUAAAUCUCUCUACGGUUGGUUCUGGUCCGCCAAUAGGAAGAAGAUGGCGCCAACUAACCAGGUCCCGGAAGGCUGGAGCUUCAACCCCUGGUCCCAAACCGGGCACAAGAAGGUUAAGCAGCCGGACAACGCUGAAUUCGACAUAAACGGCACCAACGAGUCCUGUAUGUCUGUUCUGAACAACGUUUACAAAGACGGAAUCAGCUGGCACGACGUAGCCUGCUAUCACCAGAAGCCUUUCGUCUGCGAAGAUUCCGAAGAACUUUUGAACUAUAUCGCCAGCACCAAUCCUAACCUUCGUCUCUAAAAAAAGGAAAGGUUCUGAACGAACACCCCCCCCCCCCGCGUCCUCAGCACCCUGCCCUCACCGGCCAAAAGAAAUUGAAAACAAGAACCAUUGUGAAAACCUUCCCUCUACAAUAAACAACUAUUUA